Westerdykella ornata is the source of this 1550-nucleotide messenger RNA. RefSeq lists its product as uncharacterized. Gene Ontology annotation, cellular component: cytosol. Bases 154 to 1203 code for a protein of 349 amino acids. Gene Ontology annotation, molecular function: holo-[acyl-carrier-protein] synthase activity; magnesium ion binding. Lineage: Eukaryota; Fungi; Ascomycota; Dothideomycetes; Pleosporales; Sporormiaceae. The record is from RefSeq and is a predicted model, not a curated record. The transcript is spliced from 2 exons.
GUCAUCCCAUGACGGCGAUUUCUAGAUAUCUGCGCAGGGAUUGUCUUAUCGAUAAGCCCGUCAGGCACCCCAGUCGGCCCCGCGUUUCCGCUGCUAUUUCAGGUCCCCGCCGAGAUCUCCGUCGAUAUCCACAUCCAACCCCGCAUCGUCGAUAUGACCGUAGACGACACCAUCACCUUGACAUGCUGGCUACUCGACACUCGGCCUCUAUGGCCGGGCGAUCGGAGAGACAACAUAUCGAAAGCUGCUCCAGAUGCGCUCGCAUUGCUACCCCCCGAAGAACGCAAAAGCUGCACCGGCAUGCACUUUCUUCGUAACGGCAAGGAAAAGCUAGGAUCCGCCCUUCUCAAGCGCUACUUCGUCUCGAAAACUCUCGGUAUACCGUGGAACGAGGUUCGCUAUGCACGCAAAGACGACCCCAAGCAUGGCAAACCCGGCGCCCUUCUCCUCGACGGCUCGUUCGCAAACGUGGACUUCAAUUCAUCGCACCAAGCCGAAGUUAUUGCUCUCGUUGGCACAGGGUUAAACUGUGGGCUGAAUGUAGGCGUCGACAUUGUGUGUCCGAACGAGCGGCACAGCCCGGAAGACAUUGACCGCGAAGGGGGUUUCGACAAGUUUGUCGAUGGAUAUGACUCUGUGUUCUCGGACGCGGAACGACGGGUCCUCAAGAGUCCAAGGCAGUUUCCGAAAGCGAUGAGGGACCGCGACUUGACACGCAAGCAUACACUCGACGACGACCAUCUAUACAAAGCUUGCUCAGACGCUGGGCAAAUGGUCGGUGAAGUCAUGUCUACGGACGAGAAGUUGCGGCGUUUCUUUGCACUAUGGGGCUACACGGAGGCGUAUCUCAAAAUGGAGGGGAUAGGUCUGCUCGCGGACUGGAUACGACAACUGGAGUUCUUCAACGUGCGGGCGCCUACUCCGGCCAGGCGCACACAGGAUGUGCCGCAGGAUGAUGUGGGGGAGAAGGUCGACGACGCCUUGGUAUUCUUUGAGGGGAGGCAUUUGAAGGACGUGCGGCUGGGGAUACAGGCAUACGGGGAAGAGUACAUGAUGGCUGUGGCUGCGAGGCCGGCGGGUACGAAGACAAUAUCGACGGAUGGGGGUAGGUUAGCGAAGGGGACUUGCCCUGAUAUCAAUUGGUCGUUUGAGGUUGUGACGCUUGAUGCGAUUUUGGAGCAUGCAAAGUCGAAUCAGGAGUGAUUGGACUGCGAGGGGUUCGAGCGCAGUGUUGGAACAGCUCGAUCCGCCUUCAUCAAUCACGGAGAACCUAAGGAGAAAAGCCAGGGUCGUAGCAGAUCGAAGGCAGGUUUAAUGAAUGAGUAAUUCAGGACUCUUGUCAUGCUUAUGCUUCUACCAAUAAUGACUAUGGUACGUUUUAAGUCUUAGCGGUAUUGAAGGGCCUGUGGGAAGGUUUUUGGACAAUUGCUUAUUCCCAAUAUGCGUCUAGCGGGAUUGAUUACUUGAAUAUGGGCAGACGGUCGUCUUAGAAGUAUUGGUGGGCUUAUAGGCAGCAAAACAACGUUCUACAGUCCCACCAUUUCCACCGG